Molecule: messenger RNA, 3111 nt
Organism: Rhizoctonia solani
Lineage: Eukaryota; Fungi; Basidiomycota; Agaricomycetes; Cantharellales; Ceratobasidiaceae
Product: Cdc73 family RNA polymerase II accessory factor
Exons: 19
Coding region: 1-3111 (1036 amino acids)
Cellular component (GO): plasma membrane
Source: RefSeq, a predicted model, not a curated record
AUGGAUGUGUUGGGUGCUCUGCGAGAUGCGAUUUCCCAGCAGCGGCCAAUCACGUUUCUGGAAGGGACGACACCAACGACAACGUUGACGGCAGCGACGACGCACAUUGUGCUGUCGCCUUCAUUGACUGUGGCUCGGAAUGCGCCGACGAGGUUCAAGAAGGAUGCAUCGAGCAGUGCUACGGACCCCGAGAGUGCACCGGGCGAGUUCUUUACAAUCGAGGCGCUGCUAUUGGCCUGGACGCUGAAGAACGCGGGUGGAGGAGACUAUAUCCGACAGACCAAGACCAAGGGUGUGGCUGGCUCUGUCGGCAUUACCGAUCGUGGCCGUGUUGUCGAGUGGUUGGAAGGAAAGGGCGACCAUCCCAAUGUGGUUGGUGCACGCUCGACAACACCUCCCCUGCCCGACUCGCCUUCCAAACCAACGUCUUCUGCCCCUGCCUCGGCCCCACGACGAGAAAAACGCGAACAUCCGUUUAAUGCGGCUGACUAUGAAGUCUGCAAACGUAUCAAGUUGCAGGAGAUUGAGCUCAAGGACCGGAACUCGGUCUUGCGCGGUGUCAAGGUCAAUAACUUUUCGAAUAUCAAGACGCUGUUGGCAUCUAGGCAAAAGCCCAAAGAAGCUGUCAAGGAUGCUCCCAGGCCCGAUGCCAAAGUGGGUGCCAAGAAAGCCAAAAACAUGCAUCCAAUCAUUGUCAUCCCCUCGAGUCCGACUUCCCUCAUCACCAUGUACAACGUCAAAAAGUUCUUGGACGAGGCUUCCUUCGAACCUUCCGAGGCGGCCAAGUCCCGGAUGAUCCGCGAAGGCAACCUCAAAGUCGAGGACGUCAUUGCCAUCGUUCGCCGUCGUACCGAGAGCGAACAGCCUGUCAAGUAUUAUAUUGUGGAUUCUGUCGAGGCGUUGAGCAAGUUUGGACAAGGUGGUGGUGGUGAUCCUUGGGACCGAGUCGUGUGCGUUUUAACUACGGGUCAACAGUGGCAGUUUAAACCUUACAAAUGGUCCGAGCCUCGUCAACUCUUCCACAACGUCAAGGGAAUGUAUAUCAAGUGGCGUAACGAUACUUCCCAAGUCAAAGACUGGAAUGUCUCUACUCUCGAGGCGAGUCUUGGUAGUGCAGCAGCACUAUGGCCCUUUCCUUCUAAACGGUUCCAAUCGAAUGGGCUCAUCUCGGCCGGGGAGCUUGGAUUACAAGGUGUCCAGGGGAGAGUGGUCGCAUUUGGAGAUUUAAACGGGGACCAAUUCUUGGACUUGUUGACGCUGAGUGAAGAUCAGAAAAAGGUCGAUGCAUGGGUUUGGGAUCAUAAUAGUUUCUCGUUUAGUCGUUCCACGACUGUCGCUUCGUUUAUCACGGGCCAAAUUGUCAAUGUCGUCCCCGCCGACCUAAACUAUGACGGCCGGUUAGACAUGUUAAUCAUGACGAUAGGGAAAGAAGGAAAACAGUUGGACUUGAGUUUACAUCUUGGAGACGGGCAGGGUGUGAACUAUUCUUCUCCAAGAACAUUACCUCCUUCUGGUCUCGCCCAUCCAAUCGUUUUAGAUUCGGACGGGAACAUGAGGUUGAAUAUGCUAGGAUUGGAUCCGGACGGGAAUAUGAAGUUGUGGAGGAACAAUGAUGAUACCAGCGGGACGUUUACUCUAGUUGACCCUCCGCUCCCGAGUCAGGCGUGCAAGUUGGCUGACCCGCAUAGCAGUGCCGUGGUCGAUUUUAACGGGGACUGUCUUGCCGACUUGUUUUUACAUUGCCAAGAUGAUACAUUCCAAAUCUGGACCAGGUCUCCUGGAAGUCAAGGAGGUUACACGUUUGCGAGAGGGGAAAAGCUUCCCAAGGGCGCAGGAGCGGUGUCAUUUGCUGAUAUGGAUCGAGACGGUACACUCGAUAUUGUCUUCCCGGUCUGUAAAUCCUUCUCGUCCAAAACGGGCGUCGGACUCGAUUGCUCGGUUCAUAUUGCGUACAAUAAGCAGAUCCCGCUGUGUCCGAGUGCAGGUGGGAUACCGAGCGGGGGUAGCAAGUCCAAGUGUCGUAGUCCGGGGGACUUGUGCGUCGCGGACGAGGCGUUUGGGUUUAAAUUUGACCAAAGUGCAGGAGACGCCUAUUCGGUUAUACCCCUCAACUCGAUCUUGCCGAAUCAUGAUUCCCUUCUCCUAACGGAUACAUCGCACAACCCUCCGCUUCCUAUUCCUUUGCGUAUCGGCGACGCAAAUUUGGAUGGGUACCCGGAUAUCUUGGCUGUUGCUGUUGACGAGGCGGGUGUUAACCGGGUACCAGUGCUCUUGUUUAGUGUGCCGGGGAAAGACGGUCCUUUGAUCUCGGCAAAUGCAUUGGAUUCGAGGGGACUUGAAUUUAGUCCGCAUGUGCAGCAGUUGUUUGGAGUUGGUAGGAACGUAUCGACUACGAGCUCAGGGACCCACCACAGAAGGUUUUUCAAGAGCGCGAAACGUGGUGCCGAGGCCUUGGCGGAGAUUACGGACGCGAGAGGAGUGGCGUUUGUUGAUUUGGACGAAGACGGGACGCUGGAUAUCCUCGUCCAGCGAAACGGCGCCCAAACAGGCUCGCGCAUUGCAUUUAUCCAGAAUAACUUUUUCCAAGAUGCGUUUUUCCUCAAGGCGAUCGUGUUGAAUGGGGCUUGUCCGAGUGGAAUUUGCGAGACGAGUUCGGGCAAAUAUAAACCGUUUGGGUCUACGAAUCCUGGUGCUUCAUUCAAGUACACCGUAUUAGAUACUAGGGGAGACCGUUCUGCCGCGUUUGGUACUCAACUUCCUCAAACGGGAUACCAAGUCCUUCAUACACCCUAUGCAUUCCUCGGUCUCGGUCGCACAAACAAUUACAUCGAGACUCUCAUUGCAGGAUCCACAUCCCCGCAAUCAUCUACCACUCUCGAAGGCGUGAUUCCCAAUUCUAAAUUAGUUCUGAAUCCCAACGCGGACGGAACUGAUUGGAAGCGGGAGUUGUUUUUGAGACCUGGUCAAUGGUUAUGGUGGGUCUUGUUCACGCUUGUGGCUGCUACAGUUAUACUCCUUGUGGUGGUGAUGGUUUUACACAUUAAUGAGAAGCGAGAGGAUGAGAGGGAGAGGAAAAAGGCGCUCCAUCAUAUUAAUUUCGAUGCUUUGUGA